This is a messenger RNA of Lipotes vexillifer (Yangtze River dolphin), 2625 nucleotides long. It is a transcript of the gene ADGRD1, whose product is annotated as adhesion G protein-coupled receptor D1. Gene Ontology annotation, biological process: cell surface receptor signaling pathway; adenylate cyclase-activating G protein-coupled receptor signaling pathway. NCBI's taxonomy places the organism in Eukaryota, Metazoa, Chordata, Mammalia, Artiodactyla, Lipotidae. The record is from RefSeq and is a predicted model, not a curated record. Gene Ontology annotation, cellular component: plasma membrane. The transcript is spliced from 25 exons. Gene Ontology annotation, molecular function: G protein-coupled receptor activity. The coding region runs from base 1 to 2625 and encodes 874 amino acids.
AUGAGGAAGCUGCUGCCUCUUUGCUGCUGGCACUCCUGGCUGCUGUUAUUUUAUUGUGAUUUUCAGGUGCACGGAGCCGACACCAGGUCACAAGCCCAUCCAGGGUUUGAUGUCUUGGCUUCCGCUUCCCAUUACUGGCCGUUGGAAAGUGUGGAUGGGAUCCACGAACUUCAGGAGACAACUGGAGAUAUUGUAGAAGGAAAGGUCAACAAAGGCAUUUACCUCAAGGAGGAAAAAGGAGUCACAUUUCUCUAUUACGGAAGGUACAAAACUUCUUGCAUCAGUAAUCCAGCACAGUGCGGCCCUGAGGGGGUCACGUUCUCUUUUUUCUGGAAGACGCAAGCAGAACAGUCCAGAACAAGCCCUUUCGCGUUCGGGGGACAGGUCGUUUCCAACGGGUUCAAAGUCUGCUCCAGCGGUGGCAAGGGCUCCGUGGAGCUGUACACGCGUGACAACUCCAUGACGUGGGAGGCCACAUUCAGCCCCCCAGGUCCCUACUGGACUCAUGUCCUAUUUACAUGGAAGUCCAAGGAGGGCCUCAAAGUCUACGUCAACGGGACGCUGACCACCUCAGACCCAAGUGGAAAAGUGUCUCAUGCCUACGGGGAGCCCAAUGUCAACCUCGUGAUAGGGUCUGACGAGCGCCAGCCCAAGCGCUACGAGAACGGCGCUUUUGACGAGUUCAUCAUCUGGGAACGGGCCCUGACGCCGGACGAGAUCGCCAUGUACUUUACAGCUGCCAUUGGAAAGCAUGUUUUGUUGUCCUCAACGCCACCCAGCUUCCUCACGACAGCCACAGCAAACACCAUGGUGCCCAUUGAUGCCUACCAUCCCAUCAUUACCAACUUGACAGAGGAGAGAAGAAACUUCCAGAGUCCUGGAAUUGUUCUGAAUUACCUUCAAAAUAUGUCCCUCAGCUUACCCAAUAAAUCCCUCUCAGAGGAAACAGCAUUAAAUCUCACCAAGACUUUCUUAAAGACCGUGGGAGAGGUUCUCUUUUUGCCCAGUUGGACUGCUGUGUCAGAGGACAGUGCCGUGGUGCUGGGCUUGAUAGACACCGUGGACACCGUCAUGGGCCACAUAUCUUUCAACCUGCAGGCCAGCGAGCCCCAGGUUGCCAUCACGGGUUCCUCAUCCGUGGCAGACUUUUCCAUGGCCAAACUGCUCCCCAAGACCAUGAAUUCCUCCCACUACCGCUUCCCGGCCCAGGGGCAGAACUACAUUGAGAUCCCCCAUGAGGCUUUCCACAGCCAAGCCUGGACCACCGUCGUGGGCCUUCUCUACCGCUCGGUGCACUAUUACUUGAGCAGCAUCCAGCCGGCCAACACCAAGAUUGCUGAGGCAGCAAAUUACAAAAACUGCUUGCUGUCUAUGACCAGCUAUCUGAUUUCCCUGGAGGUCUUCCCGACGCCGAAGCUCUCCCAGAAUUUAUCGGGCUCCCCUCUCAUCACCGUCCAUCUCUGGCACCAUUUGACUCAAAGGCAGUACAUCGAGGCUACCAAUGAGAGCAACCGAAUCUUCCUGUAUUGCGCCUUCCUGGACUUCAGCUCCGGAGAAGGCAUCUGGUCAAACCAGGGCUGCGCUCUCACCGAAGGGAACCUCAGCUACUCUGUCUGCCGCUGCACACACCUCACCAACUUUGCCAUCCUGAUGCAGGUGGUCCCGCUGGAGCUCACGCGCGGACACCAGGUGGCGCUCUCGUCCGUCAGCUACAUCGGCUGCUCGCUGUCCGUGCUCUGCCUGACCAUCACGCUCGUCACCUUCGCAGUGCUAUCCUCGGUCAGCACCAUCCGGAACCAGCGCUACCACAUCCACGCCAACCUGUCCUGUGCCAUCCUGGUGGCCCAGGUCGUGUUGCUCAUCAGCUUCCGCUUCGAGCCGGGCACGACCCCAUGCCAGGUGCUGGCCAUGCUCCUGCAUUACUUUUUCCUGAGCGCCUUUGCGUGGAUGCUGGCGGAAGGGUUGCAUCUCUACAGCAUGGUGAUCAAGGUCUUUGGAUCAGAGGACAGCAAACACCGCUACUACUAUGGGAUAGGAUGGGGUUUUCCUCUUCUGAUCUGUAUCAUUUCAAUAGUCUUUGCCAUGGACAGUUAUGGAACAAGUAAGAAUUGCUGGCUGUCGCUCGGGAAUGGUGCCAUCUGGGCCUUCGUAGCUCCUGCUCUGUUCAUCAUCGUGGUCAACAUGGGCAUCCUCAUCGCGGUGACCAGGGUCAUUUCACAGAUCAGCGCCGACAACUACAAGAUACACGGAGAUCCCAGCGCCUUCAAGUUGACAGCAAAAGCUGUGGCCGUGCUGCUGCCCAUCCUGGGAACCUCGUGGGUCUUUGGCGUGCUUGCUGUCAACAACCAGGCUGUGGUCUUUCAGUACAUGUUUGCCAUACUCAACUCCUUACAGGGAUUUUUCAUCUUCCUUUUUCACUGUCUCCUGAAUUCAGAGGUGAGAGCUGCUUUCAAGCAUAAAACCAAGGUCUGGUCCCUCACGAGCAGCUCCACCCGCCAGGCCAACGUGAAGCCCUUCAACUCGGACAUCGUGAACGGGACCCGGCCUGGUACAGGCUCCACCAAGCUCACCCCUUGGGACAAGAGCAGCCACUCGGGGCACCGCGUGGACCUGUCUGCCGUGUGA